AUGAGUAACAAAUACCCGAAUCUGCAGGAUUAGGUUAGGGGAAACGAGUAAUAGGUUAAUUAAGAUGAUGAAUAUGAAAAUAUAGAUUAUGUUGAGGACGAUGAAAAUGACAAUAUUUAAGAUAGAAACAAUGAAUAAUAUGGCCAAAAUAUGAGAAACAGUAAGUAUAAUCAAGAUGUUCAAGAAUUACCAGCUAUAGAUAUAAAUAUGCUAAAUAAUUAUUUUAAACCUGAUCCGUAUUUAGAGGGGUUGGUUGUUGAUAUUGUAGAUUAUUCAAGCAAAACUGAUUGGGGCAUUGUUGAACAUGUUUUGUAUCAAAUAAAGUCUUACAAAAAGGGAAAAGAGUCAGAUUUUAUUAUAGUAUAAAGGAGAUAUAGCGAUUUUGAAUGGUUAGUCAAAGAGUUUGAAUAGAAAUAUAUUGGAAUUAUUCUUCCUCCUUUGCCUGAAAAGAAUGUUCUUUCAAAGAUUAAUUUUCAAAAAGUCGAUUUAAUCAAAAGACCUGAAUUUUUGUAGGACAGACUUACUUGCUUGAAGGCUUUCUUAAAAAAAGUAUUAGACCACCCUAAACUUUCAAAAACAAAAGAAUUUAAAUCAUUUAUUAGGGAUAGUGAUAAUGAUUUUUCAAAGUUCAAGGAGAAGUCCUUCACCCAGAGACAAAGUGCUAAUGAACCUAUUGGAAGUGGAAUGAUAAAAAAAUUUUACAAUUCUGUUUCCACAGGCCUGACAACAGCAGUAGAUUAUAUUUCCGGCACAAGAUAAAAGAAGGAAAGAUAAAAAACUAAAGAAGAUGAAAAAUUUGAAAACUAUGAGAGAUAUUAUUAAAGUUAAAAAGAAAAAAUAUCAGAAACUACAAGAUGCUUACAUCAUAUCUUUGAGUUCAAAAAGAAGCAAGCAGAAAACAUGACAUAAUUCUCUGCUAUUCUAGAUUAAUUAAAGAGUUAGAAAGGAGUUUCUGAAUUGAAAGAUACUACUUAUAAGGCUUCAGAGUAACAGGCUAAAAAUUCAAACGAUUUAAUUUCUAGUAUCGAAGGACCACUUAAGGAAUAAAUCAAACACUUUGACUCUUGUCUUGGAAUUUUGAAUCAUAGAAAGGAGCUCUUGUUAAAAAUAUUUGAAAAUUAAGUAAAAAUAGAAUACCUAUUAAGACAGGCUGGAAAACAAGAUGAAAUAGAUAAUUUAAGAGAUGAAGUUGAAAAUGAUGAAAGGAGAUUGGCAACACUUUAAUACUUUUUUUAAGAAGAUAAUGACUACUUUAAAAACAUGAUAUAGUAAUAAAUUAAAGAAAUUUUACAAUCUUUUUCGGGUAAAUCUAUAGAGCAUUCUUAACAUAUGGCUAGAAUCUGGUAAAACUCUAACUGA
Tetrahymena thermophila SB210 is the source of this 1359-nucleotide messenger RNA. Its product is annotated as sorting nexin 1. The record is from RefSeq and is a predicted model, not a curated record. Lineage: Eukaryota; Ciliophora; Oligohymenophorea; Hymenostomatida; Tetrahymenidae. The transcript is spliced from 7 exons. Gene Ontology annotation, cellular component: endosome. Gene Ontology annotation, molecular function: phosphatidylinositol binding.